Molecule: messenger RNA, 1023 nt
Organism: Syngnathus acus (greater pipefish)
Lineage: Eukaryota; Metazoa; Chordata; Actinopteri; Syngnathiformes; Syngnathidae
Exons: 8
Coding region: 52-1023 (323 amino acids)
Molecular function (GO): signaling receptor activity; carbohydrate binding
Source: RefSeq, a predicted model, not a curated record
GCUUUGUUUCCAACUGAGUUGGGUCCAUGACCGGGUCCUCACAUCCCGAACAUGAUUCAGUCAUUCGCCGUCUGGUUCUUGAUUGCCCUCGCACUGCGUUGCACCUGUGUCGGGGUGCCCAUGUGUCCGACUGGAUGGCAGGACUACAACAAUCACUGUUACUUCUUUGGAACAUACAGUAAAUCCUGGACCCAGGCUGAGGACUAUUGUGUGUCCAAGGGAGGCCACCUGGCGAGCAUUAGGGACCAACGGGAGCGGGACUGGCUGGCGCAGCAAAGAGUGAAAGACCCUGAAAACUGGAUUGGCCUGCGACGUGCGAUGCCUGGGAGCAGCGUGUGGCAGUGGACAGACGGAACACAAUUCUCCUACUCGGCCUGGGAACCCAAGCAGCCAGACUACCACAAGGGACUGGAGAACUGCGGUGAGAUGCGGCGGAGUUUUGGUGGUCGCUGGAACGACGACGACUGUAACGCUUACCAGGGCUACAUCUGCAAGCUGCCCAGGAGCUUGGGCAUAGGCAUGUGCGCAAAUGCCACCAAUGGGGCAUCGUGUUCCUCUCAGGACGUGACGUGCGAGUGCCAGCUCUCCAUGAAAUUCAGCAAGACGGGCGGCUUCCAAGGUGUCUUCGGCGGUCUCAGCGUGGGCCGCAAACUCGUCAUCAAGGGACAAUCCACUCCUCAAGCAACCAAUCUGGUGAUCAACUUGGAGGUGCGUGAGAGCAGCGGCAAGAAGACGGGCGGCACGGCGCUGCACCUGAACUUGGACUUUGGCACCAAGAGCUUCACUGUCAACACCAAAGUCAGCGACAAGUGGGGCAGCAAGCUGACCGGGACCCUUGCCCAGCAACGCCCCUUCGGAGCAGGUCUCGCCUUCGAGAUUGUCAUAAAGUGUGGCAGUGGCGCUUUCCAGUUGACCUUCAACGGCGAGCGCCAGCAGGACUUUGAUUAUCAAAUUCAGGACCUGCAAAGCAUCAACUGGCUGUUGGUGUGGCAAGUGACGCAGAACCACGUCCGGCUGAUGUGA